Sebastes umbrosus (honeycomb rockfish) is the source of this 5152-nucleotide messenger RNA. It is a transcript of the gene jade2, whose product is annotated as jade family PHD finger 2. The coding region runs from base 1257 to 4040 and encodes 927 amino acids. Gene Ontology annotation, biological process: regulation of transcription by RNA polymerase II. The transcript is spliced from 14 exons. The record is from RefSeq and is a predicted model, not a curated record. NCBI's taxonomy places the organism in Eukaryota, Metazoa, Chordata, Actinopteri, Perciformes, Sebastidae. Gene Ontology annotation, cellular component: histone acetyltransferase complex.
GAAAAAAAAGUAUAUAUAUUUGAAAGCUAAUGCACUGUACAUUGAGUCCUCCAUUAAUAAAUACACCUAUUAAUUGUUUUCAGAAACUAUUUUUUCUUUUAAACAUGUGGCUGUUUGUCACAUGAUAAUCAUUGGAUACAUCUUUUUUUUUAAUGUCCCAUUUCAACCCUUUCCCCUCCACAAAGUCAGCCUGUAUCACUGCCUGACUGAGUAUUUGGCAGGUGAAGAAGGUUCAGUCCCCAUCCUCUCCUCUCAGAGGCGCAGUAAUCUACCAUUUUCCUCAGAGUAGGAAGUGCAGCUCGCGGUGAACACUGAAUUGAAAGUACGCCAUAAAUAUGGCGCCAAAAGAGUUUUCAAGCUGAUGAUAAGAAGCUGAUUAUUUUUUCCUCCUCCAGUGUUGUCUCCUCGGAGGGUGAAGGAGGAAGAGGUUGAAGAAGACAGGAGCCGUCUGUGCUUUAGUGAGCAGAGCUGUGUGUGUGUGUUGUGCACGUCCACCGGCUGCUAGAGGAGUGGAAGCGAAGUGAAGAUUUUUAUUUUUGAAGGAGGGACGUUGCGAAACUAGCUUGCAAUCUUUUCUGACUCAUCGUUUGGAAAUAAAGCAUCCUUUUCUUUUCUUUUUUUAAAUAUUUUACAGAAACCCUCCUCCUCUUCUUCUUGCCUUCCUCCUUCCUCCUCCUCCUCCUUCCUUCCAGUACCGCUGCUGGCACCGGAGAGGAAAACAUCGUCGGGGUUUUUUUUUUUUUUUGGACACCACCACGUUUGGGUUGCUGCUUGCUUUUUUUUUUUUUUUUUUUUUUUUUUUUUUUUGCAAAAUGCGACAUGCUUUCCUCCUGUGAGCGGUGGUGUGUUGUGCGCACCUCGCAGCAGCAGCAGCAGCCUGCUACACCACCGUGAACUGGACCACCACCACCACCAACAACAACACCACCACCACCACUGGGUUUGUUGUUGUUGUUGACUUGCAAACUCAAAGUCUGGCUGCCACUUCUUUUUGGAUUUUUAUUGUGGAUUUGGACUCCUCGCGCGGCCGGUCUCUUUGCAGAGCUCACGUGCUGUCAACACGGAGGAGGGAGGGAGGAAGGAGGAAGGAAGGGACAAGUCCUGUCAACCCAACGUGGAUCCCAGAGUAUCAGGGCUGUUUCCACUGUAAAAACUACAUGUGCCUGGCUCUCCAAUGAUCUCCUAAUCUCUGUGAAUCACCCCUCCGUCCAGGACUGUGGACGUCUCUGCUGCACGCCGAAGCUGACUGCAUCAAGAUGGAGAGCGAAAAGAAGAGGAGAAAAUACUCCACGAGCAGCAACGACUCUGACACCACAGACAGUCAGGUGACGUCGUGGUCCAGAUCAUCCAAGAACACGGGCACCAGCAGCACAUGGGUCCGCCAUCAGCACAAGAAACCAUCAGAGGUAUUUCGUACCGACUUCAUCACGGCCAUGAAGCUGCCGGACUCGGCCCAGCUCGGCCCGGACGACUUCUACGUGCUCUCGGACCCCUGGAGACAAGAGUGGGAGAAGGGAGUGCAGGUCCCUGCCAGCCUGGAGGCCAUACCAGAGCCUGUGGUCAGGUUGAUGUCGACAUGCGGUCUUUCCAACAACAGGCAGGAGCGGGAGAGCAACAGCCAGUCUCCUCCCACCCAGCGCUACAGCUGCUAUGACCUGGAUGACCUGGACGUUGCCUGGCUGGAGCUGGUCAACCACGAGUUCAGACAGAUGGCAUUACCGGAGCUGGACGAGCUGACGAUGGAGUGCGUUCUGGUCGAGCUGGAGAGCGUGUGCGAGGAGAAGAUGCGGCAGGCCAUCGAGACGGAGGAAGGCCUGGGCAUCGAGUACGACGAGGACGUGGUGUGCGACGUCUGCCGCUCGCCAGAGGGAGAGGACGGCAACGAGAUGGUCUUCUGUGACAAGUGCAACGUCUGCGUUCAUCAGGCGUGUUACGGCAUCCUGAAGGUACCCCAGGGGAACUGGCUGUGUCGGACCUGCGCGCUGGGCGUCCAGCCCAAAUGUCUGCUCUGCCCCAAGAGAGGGGGGGCCCUCAAGCCCACCCGCAGUGGAACCAAGUGGGUCCACGUCAGCUGUGCCUUAUGGAUCCCUGAGGUGAGUAUAGGCUGUCCAGAGAAGAUGGAGCCCAUUACCAAGGUGUCCCACAUCCCCGCCAGCCGCUGGGCUCUGUCCUGCAGCCUGUGUCGAGAACACACGGGAACCUGCAUACAGUGCUCCAUGCCCUCCUGUAUCGUGGCCUUCCAUGUGACGUGCGCCUUCGACCACGGCCUGGAGAUGAGGACCAUCCUGGCAGAGAACGACGAGGUGCGUUUCAAGUCCUUCUGCCUGGAGCACAGCUGCACCGCCGGCAACAGCAGUACAGCAACCAACAACUUCUCCAGUUUGACCGGUGUGAGCAACGGCAACCACACGGCCGCUUCCACCACCAACGGAGCACAUGCCGCAGCCAGACCCGACUGGGCCACCAUCGGUGCCAGUUCUGAGCUCCGGACGGACCAUCAGCACCAACCAAACUUCAGCAGUGACCCGGAGCAGAGGCCGGUAUUGUACCCGAUUUCGGUGUCGGCAUCGGAGCGAGCUGAGCGGGACCAGCUGGAGAGAGAGAAGGUGAGCCAGAGGAAACAGAAGCUCCAGGAGCUGGAGGAUGAGUUUUACCAACUGGUGGAUCCCAGGGAGGUGGCCGAAAACCUGGCGCUGCCCGUCCCCCAGGUGGACUUCUUAUAUCAGUUCUGGAAGAUGAAGAGGAAGGCCAACAAUAAUCGACCUCUGGUGACCUUAAAGAGGGACGAGGUGGACAACCUGGCCCAGCAGGAGCAGGACGUCCUCUACAGACGCCUCAAACUCUUCACACACCUCCGACAAGACCUUGAGAGGGUGCGUAACCUGUGCUACAUGGUGACACGGAGGGAGAAAAUGAAACACACCCUGUGCGACCUCCAGGAGAAGAUCUUCCACCUGCAGAUACAACUACUGGAAGAAGACAUAGCUGGAGAGAAAACCCAGAAGGGAGAAAAGAGGAAGCAGAAUGGAGUGAAGGAGAAAGGGAAGGAGAGGAGGAAGAGUAGUCCUGAGAAGAAAAAGGAGAGAUUGAAGCCAGAGAACGGCUCCCUGCUAAAAGAGCUAGGUUUGUCAAAGUCCUUCCCGUUGGACAACUCUUUGUUCGACAGCUGGCUCGCCCAGCCGGUUCAGAUCACCGCUGAUGACAUGCUGAGCCAGUGGGCUCUGGGCGCCCAGCAUCGGGACAAGAGCGGCAGCCUGCUCUCCGUCCAGCUCCUGCAGGGCGAGGAGAACCUGCUAAACCUUAUGAUGGAGAACAACAUGCAGUCCACCUGGAAAACACCUCAGCUGGGCCGCAAAUCGCGAGGGAGCAACAAGCCCCGUGCUCGUGGAAACCCGCAAUCCACCUCCCCCACCCUACCCCAGACGCUCCUGUCUGCAGCGGCCGCCGCCUCCGCCGCCAGCAGCCCCUCCACUGCAAAGAGCCUCUGGGAAAGCGUGGCGGAGGAAAAGCCCAGCCAUGUGGGCCGGAAAGGGGAAAGGUCCAGAGGUUCCUCCAAGGCCUCUCACCACCACUUCCUUCAUCACCACCAGACAAGGAGCUCUGACCUGCACAGGGACCCGCCUCCGCAGCCGCCCAUCUCCAAAAUGGAUUCCUGUCACAUCUCGGAGGACCGCGGCCCGUGGGACAGCGUCUACACAGGGAAUGGCGUCACAUCUGGUUUCACUGCAAGCUCAUCUCCACGUCCGGCCUCCAGCCCCGGAGGCACGUUGCCCGACACGGGGGCGAUCAUUCGCGGCAGGGGUCCGCGGCUCCGUCUGUCCCGCCAGGGCAAAUCCAGAGGUAGGGGCGUCAGUGGAGGUGGAGGGCUGGAGUCUAUGGGAAAGGACACGUCCCUGCUGGACGCUGCCGAGACUGACGGGUACUUCUCUGAUGGCGAGCAGAGUGAUACGGACACACGCUCUGGCGGACGCAAACUCCGCUUGCCGCAGUUGCAUUCUGGGAACGAGGACCUGCUGAGAAGGAGCGUGCUGGCAUCCUAAAGAGACACAAACCAACACACACCAGAGUCCUGCUGGCUAAUUGUCUCUCCAUCUGUGCCCAACAUACAGCCCACAAAAUGUGGCUGGAUGGCGUUGCUCAACCAAAUCCCGUCACAUUUACCCACGGAAAAUCUCUUCAGCUCUCACCUGCUUUGUUUUGGGGGGGGGGGAAUUUGAAUGUAGCGGUUUGUCGUACAGUAAAGCUUCUCCACCGGACCGUCGUUACCACAAGAUGCGAUACAUUCAACAAAAUAGGAAACAAACAUUACCUUUAGUCUCUUUUUUUUUUGUUUUGUAUUUCAUUUUGUUUCUGGGCGUUGAAGUACCCAUCUCUGGCCUCAUGUUUGUGGUAUCUGCCAGAUUUGGGAACAAACACUUCGGGGCAUUAUUAUUAUUAUUAUUAUUCAAGCUGGUUUCAGGGUCUGCUUCGCUCUUGGUCUUCACGGCCCGAGAUGCAUCCAAUGAGUCCUUGUUUUCUUGAAUACGUUCAGUGGAAAGACAAUUUCACACCAGAGCUGGUCUGAAUAUGUACAGAGGGUGACAUGGGAUAACAUGUAUUCAGCCUUGAAAAGCACAACUAGCUAGUCAUAAGAGCUGUAAUGUAAGCACUCGUGUGUGCAUAACAGAUGCUCAUUCAGGGUUGGGUUCAAUUCUCAUCAUGUUGUUGCAAAAUGGAGCUCUCAAAUUUAUCUCCACAGACUGAAAAGACAGAUUUGCAGCUUUUCCCAAUUUUAGAAUAGCAAAUGAAUUAACCCCAACCCUGGUGCACAUUCAGAUUGUCACACAGAGACACAAACGCACACACACACAUACUGACACACAUACUAUAAGCAAAUCCCUUUGCUCACAUCACAACCGUUGUUGAAAUAUUUGAUCUGACGUUUGUCAGCUGCUUUCAAAUUCUUCCUAAUUCUUUUUUUUUUUUUUUUUUUUUUUUUUUAAGCCUGAAUCUUUGGAGGAAAAUUCAUCAUAGAAACUCUGUGCCUUCUGUCGCUUGCCCUGUGCCCCUGCAUCCCCUCGACACCCCCCCGCACCUCCCCAACCCAAACCUUAUCAAUCAACCAAACAAUCAGUAAGUAGAUCAAUCAGUCGUUUCUCAAUCGGAUUUGUAA